Molecule: messenger RNA, 3223 nt
Organism: Orbicella faveolata
Lineage: Eukaryota; Metazoa; Cnidaria; Anthozoa; Scleractinia; Merulinidae
Source: RefSeq, a predicted model, not a curated record
UACAUAAAUUUUAGUUUUUAGAUUUGAAAUACUCCUAUAGAUGUAGAGUAUGUAAAACACAUUUAUUUAAUUUUGUCACCUUUUCAGCAAAAUACAUGUAUGUUGUUUGACAUCUUUUUGAUGUUGAAUACAGUGAGAGUCAUUAAACCUGUACUUCUGCAGUUAUUCUUUGGUGACACUUUCAUUUGAUAUUUGAUAAUUGAGAUCACACUGGAAGGAAAUCACACCACAAAGUGAAGUACACAAUACAAUGAUUAUGACACCUUGUGAUUUAUUUUACUGGAAUCAAAUUGAUUUUUCCUGAUGAUACACUGAAUAUCUCUGUUGUGUGCAGCGCUUCAAGUCACACAGUACUUAAUAAGCUUCUAGGUAUAGUUAUAACAAAUUAAUGUUUGCUGGGGGAUGGUGCAUGGAUUGGGUCAUUCGUUUCAUUUUCCCUGUUUAAAUGCAACUCAUAAUAAUUGUUUCUUUUCCAUUAUUCCCAAUGUCAAAAUCCAAUUUCCUGUACACUGUAGUGCGGGAUGAUGAGUGUAUACUGUGGUUGUUGGCUAUGCCUUGCUGUGAAAAAAAGUGUAUGAGGAAACUCUCAGUAGAAGAUGUAAAUGCUACUGAAUUGCACUUCCGCAACAUGGAUCAGACACAGCGACGCAACUAUGUGCUCUCAUAUCUGUCUGACCACAGUCAGGCUGAUUAUUCAGGAGAUUACGUGACAGAAUUUAUGGUGAAAGGAAAAUCGGUGUGUAGAGAAGUGUGGCUGUUGAUUCAUAGUAUCAAUAAGGAAUGGUUUAGGAGGCUAUUUAACAAAUUCAAGGAGGGUGCAGUUGAAGUGGAGCAUGGAAACAAAGGUAACAAGAAACCAUCACAGAGAACCACAGAUUGCAUUGCAUGGUUACAGUUCUUCAUCUCCUGUGUUGGACAGUACCAGCCAGACAAUAAGACUAUUCAUUUGCCUUCGUGUUUCACGCGAUUGAGCAUUUAUCGACGGUUGUGUGAAGAGAAUAAGUCUUUCAAUACUCCCUCUAUUGGAUUGUCACAGUUCUACUCAAUCUUUCAUGACCACUUUCCACAUGUUGUCAUACCAAAGGAAAAUCGGUUCACUAAAUGCACUGAUUGCACGAGGUACAAGGAGGCAAAGGAAAAAACCGUGGACAAGAAGGCCAGACAAGAAAUAGACAGGCUAUUGACUGAACACAUGGACCUGGUCUGGAGAGAGAGGAGGGUUUAUUACCUUCAUCGGUAUAAGGCCAGGAAACACCCUUCCAAAUAUUUGACCAUAAUAGAUGAUGCCAUGGACCAGAAAACAACUUGUAUCCCACGUGUGCGGAGGAAGACUAAGGCCACAUGUAACCUGGCAACAGUAGGAACUCACUUAGUGGGAGCAAUUUUCCAUAGUGGUCAAUCACCAAAUGGGAAAGAUGUGCUUGGGUCUUUUGAUUAUUAUCAGUGGCCACAUGACCCAAACUUAUCUGCAUCUGUUCUGCUGGCCAUGUUAGUUCGAUGGUGUGAAAAGUAUCUACUUCCACCUGUGUUAUACCUUCAAUUGGACAAUUGUGUAAAAGAAAACAAGAACCAAUAUAUUUUGUGGCUUCUUGCUCUUCUUGUGGAAUUAAAGAUUUUUGAGAAGAUACGAUUGAACUUUCUUCCUGUUGGCCACACGCACGAAGAUAUUGAUGCCUUUUUUGGUGUAUAUUCAAAGCAUUUGGCACAAAUGGACAUCUACACCAUAGAAGACUUGUUAGAAGCCAUGAAAAGCUGCCUGGAAAUAAUCAAGGCAUUUCCAUUUUUGCUUGAUGCUGUCUACAACAUUAAAGAGUGGCUUUCACCUCAUGCUGAGGAAUUACAUGCACACACCCAGCCAAAGAGUUUUAAAUUUGUCAGAGAUGAGCAGGGACAUUGCGUCAUGUAUUACAGGAAUUACUCACAUAUGAAAUGGGAAGGCCCUCAACAACUGCUCAAGUCCAUGCCAACUGAGAGACCCAGCCUUGUACAGCCCACGCUGAACAAAAUUGAUGUGGAGGCUCUGAAGAGGGACCUUAAAAAAUUUGAGGAGCAUUAUCCUGCGGGAGUCUCAAGAGCAUGGGCUCAGUGGCUCCAGGAUAUCGACAAACUUUUGGAGCUGCCUAAUUACUCGCAGUGGCCUCUAGAAAUCCUUCAGAAGUGUCCCAAAGUGCAGAGGUCAGAAAGUGAAGAAAUCUCCAUUCCUGAUCAUUUGCAAGCCAUGCGUGACAAAGAAACAGUUGAGACUCAACAGAUCUACACAGGACGAUACAGGCCAUCACGAGAGCGGGAAAACCCAGUCGAAGCUGUGGAUGACUGCUUGGAGAACAUUGAGGUGGGAAAGUUUGUGGCAGUCCACCUGGUCAAUUACGAUAAAGUGCCGGUAAUUGGAAAGGUUCUUGAAGUGAGUGAAGAUAUGGUGAAGAUCCACUACUGGAAAGGAUCUUUUAAGGGGAAGUGGAGUCCACAAGAUGUGCCCAGAAGGCGGACUCCAUGGGUUGAUCAGCUCCCCAAAACUUGCAUUAUCUUAUGUUCAUUUUCCUUAACUGAGGACAGCAAACUAUUGCCAUCUACCAGGAAACAUCUCCAAGAUGAGUACGCGAAAUUAAAAGAGAAAGAAUAGAAUUGCUUGUAACAUUAGAAGAACCCUACAGUACAUUACAAAACAAUUUUACCCACACUCUUCUCCUUUGAGCAUGGUUAAACUGGUUGUGUAACUGAAGUGUCAAUGAACUGGUAGCCCACUCAAAACGUUAGAUUGAAGAUGUAAAAACGUGUAGGGCAGAGCUAAAGUCCAUGGCCUCUGCUAUUUGACAACAGGUUUUUGGAGGACACUGUGUACAUGUAUGUAGAGUACAUUGACCCACUGGAAAGUAUCAACUGCAAAUUUAAAUGUACAUGCAAAUUGCAGUCCUUAAUUGUCAUCCAUGUAAUGUACUGUAGUGUUCUUGAAUGCUCUUUUUGUUUUAUAACAGUGAGGUGCCUUGUUUCCAUGUUAAAUAAUAUAAAAGCGUAGCUCCUGGGCCCGGUUGUUAAGAGCCAAAUUAAGCUAGCCCAGGAAAAGGUAGAAUUUUGAUUUGAGUUUUGUAACUUUGCAUUGAGGUUUUCUGUAUAUUGUUUGGCCUUCUGUUUUGAGUUUUAAUAAUCACUAUAUGCACAAAACAAGGCAGCAAAAAGCAUUUGCGUAGAAGAAAAAGUUAUGAUUCGGUUAACUUUUAAUCCUGGG